AUGCAACACGAGGUCAAACGAGUUCAUCUCAAUGAAUCGCAAAAGCAUCAGAAAUACGUCAAAGACGAACCAAAAAUCAAGCACUAUCGUGACUUGACAUCACACAUUUUCCAAUUGCGUGAUUUACAAACAUACAAUGACGAAAGUUUCAAUGCAACAACCAGCUUACUCCAAUUGAACCCAGAAUUCUACACCAUUUGGAACUAUCGUCGAGAAAUCAUUGAAAAUGCGUAUGGAUCAAACCAUGCCCAGUUGACACAGAUUUUGAAUGAUGAGUUGAAAUUCGUUAUGGCACAAUUACGCAAGUUCCCCAAAGUGUAUUGGAUUUGGAAUCAUCGGAGGUGGUGCUUGUUCAAAUUGGUCGAUUUGAAACAAGUUAAUUGGGGGUUUGAGUUCAAAACAGUGGGGAAGAUGUUGGAAUUGGAUCAACGAAAUUUCCAUGGAUGGCAAUAUCGAAGGUUUGUGGUUGAGAAUCUAGAAUUGGAGAAAUUGAAAUCGGAUCAAGGUGAUGAUGAGGUGUUGCGGUUGAAUCUUGAUGAAUUUGAUUACACAACUGCUAAAAUCCUGAUUGAUUUUCUGAAUUUUUCAGCAUGGCAUAAUCGAACUAAAUUGAUACCUAAGAUAUAUGAGCUUGCUAAACAGAAUCCGUCAUCUGCUGCUGCCAUUGACCAUCCAUCUUUGCAUCUUUUUCAAUCACCAUUGCUGAUUUUGAAUAAUGACUUGGAAUUGAUCAAAACUGGUAUUUAUAUGAGUCCCGAGGACAAUUCAGUUUGGUCUUACUUGUACUGGCUUUUAUCUGAUGAGUUUUUUGUCAAUGCAUUCAAUGCAAGUGGCGCCGACAAUGAUCAAAACGAUUAUAAACAGCUACUCCAACAACAAAUCGACUUAAUCAACGAGAUAAAUGAGUUGGAAAAGGAGGAUACAGGACAGGAAAAUGUUGGCUGCUUGAAGGCUUUGUUCAAGAUCACCGAGUUGAAAGAGCGAGAAGAUGUGAAUAAGGAUGAAAUGAGGGUGAUUCUACAGAAAUUGAUCAAACUUGAUGAGCUAAGAAAGGGUCGCCAGGAUUAUUUGGAUAUUUCAAGCGCAUUGCAACACCACUUACUUUUGAGCAAGCUUUUAGUUUCAUCAAGUCCUACAUUUUUUGAAACAAACAUAGAUGUCUUGGCCAAUCUAAUAUGGCUUUGGGACAACCAAGCUUAA
This is a messenger RNA of Lodderomyces theae, 1200 nucleotides long. RefSeq names its product Rab geranylgeranyltransferase (gene BET4). Lineage: Eukaryota; Fungi; Ascomycota; Pichiomycetes; Serinales; Debaryomycetaceae. The transcript is spliced from 3 exons. The coding region runs from base 1 to 1200 and encodes 399 amino acids. Gene Ontology annotation, cellular component: cytoplasm; Rab-protein geranylgeranyltransferase complex. The record is from RefSeq and is a predicted model, not a curated record. Gene Ontology annotation, biological process: protein geranylgeranylation. Gene Ontology annotation, molecular function: Rab geranylgeranyltransferase activity.